Molecule: messenger RNA, 424 nt
Organism: Impatiens glandulifera
Lineage: Eukaryota; Viridiplantae; Streptophyta; Magnoliopsida; Ericales; Balsaminaceae
Exons: 4
Coding region: 1-339 (112 amino acids)
Source: RefSeq, a predicted model, not a curated record
AUGUUUCUGAUGAUGAUACUGGUGCUUGCUUGCAGUGCAGAACAAGAAAUAAAAGCAAAUCCAACUGAAUUGGGGCAAUUUGUUGAUUUUGUCAAGCGAAAUAAUCUCCAUUCUGCGAACUUCUUCAACGGAUUAAACUAUUGUGUUUCAUUUGUUACUUUGAUGUAUGAGACCAUUGGUUAUGCUCAAGGUGCGUUAACACCUCCCAUCGGAGUUGAAGGUGCUAUAGCAAUUGGCAUCAUCGUGUAUGAUGGCUCACUUGGCUCGGAAUCUCAAGCUAUGGCUGCUGUGAAUCAGUUCUCAUUGCAGUUAAGUCGUAAGAAUCAUAAUUCACAUUAGACUAAGAUAUUUCAUUCCUUUCCAAAGGCAACCAUGAAGAUAUUUAAAAACUUUUACAUAAUACAAUCACUUAUUGCUUCUCAUA